CAAUCAGGAGGCUCUGGGAGGCGGAGGGGUGGCUGGGCUCUGCCUACGGGACAUGAGGGGAAUGAGGACGCCCGGGGGAAGAUCGUGUACGCACUCCCAUUUGCAAUCCCGUUUCCCAGCCGCUUUUCCGGGGGCUGCCCCGGUCUCCGCUGCCCCCGCGCCUCUCCGCGGCGUUCGUACCGGCUUGCGUACCCCAAACCCGCCUCCUCUGCCGGGAUCCGCGCUCUGAGUGGCUUUUCUGCCUGCGCCAGCGCCCUCCAGCCUACACGUCUAUUGGCUGUGGUGAGGAGUGGGAGCUCUGAAUGGCUGCGCGGCGCUCAGGUCCCGUCCCCCAGGCUGCUCCCGGAAAGGAAGAUGGCGGCGGCAGCAGUGGCUGCGGUAGCGGCGGACGAAGCAGAGCGGGCGCGGGGCCGCAGAGCCGCCCUGUCCUUCGCGGCCAUCGCUGUGGUACUGGGACUGCCGCUGUGGUGGAGGACAACCGAGACCUACCGCGCCGCGCUGCCCUACACCGACAUCGAGGGGCUGGGCCAGCUGCCGUUCCAGCUCACCGUGCCUCUCGCCGUGGUGUUCGCCCCUGGGUCGGUGCCUGGGGACCUACCGAGGCCGCUGCCUUUCAGAGAUGUGCAGGAGAUGGAGAUCGCCGUCAACGUGAGAACCAGCAUCACCUCCCGAUAUGAGAUGGUCUACCGCAGCACCACAGCUCAGGAGGAGGCAGCGCUGAAUGUGGCUACUGCACGAGAGGCUGAUGCAGCUCUGCACCCACUGCAGGACACAUCAUUGGGCUCUCUGACUGUGUAUGUGGUCCCUGAAACCUCCUCUCUCCUGCCUCAGGGCACCAGAGUCUAUGUGGGGAAGCACCGCAGUGCCCUGCUGAGGGCUGAGGGGGGUCUGGCUGCCCUCCGCACCCACCUCCGGCAGCUCACACAGGUGAUGUCCUUCACGGCCAGUUCCAUCGCUGCUGCCCUCUCAGACCGUGUGCCCGACGGCCACCUCAGCCCUGAUGCUCGGCGGCACUUGAAAUCCAGCCUCGGGUAUGAGAUCACCUUCAGCCUGCUGAACCCUGACCCCAAGUCCCACGUGGUGAACUGGGAGAUUGAGGAUGCGGUGAACCGCUAUGUGCAGCCUGUCCUGGACAAACUGAGCUUGGUGGCCAACUUCUCUGUUGACUCCCAGAUCCUGUACUAUGCUGUGCUAGGAGUUACACCACGCUUUGACAAAGAGUCCUCCAGCUUCAUCCUGAGUGCCCACAGUCUCCCACAUGUCAUCAACCCCGUGGAGGCCCGGCUGGGCUCCAGCGCUGCCUCACUCUACCCCGUGCUGAACUUCCUGCUGUAUGUGCCAGAGCGUUCCCACUCUCCUCUCUACAUUCAGGACAAAGAUGGAGCCCCAGUGAGCACCAACGCCUUCCACAGCCCCCGCUGGGGUGGCAUCAUGAUUUACAACAUUGAAGCUCCUGCUUCCCCCCAAGCUUCUUUCCCACUUCAUGUGGACGUGGACAUGGUGCGAGUGAUGGAGGUUUUUCUGGCCCAGCUCCGGUUACUUUUUGGGUUGUCUCGGGAGGAGCUGCCUCCUGAAUUCCUAGUGGAGAUCACAGGGAAUGAGGGGCUGGCUGACUGGGAGCUGGACCGUCUGCUCUGGACCCACACCAUGGAGAACAUUGCCACUGUGUCCACCACCUUGACCUCACUGGCCCAGCUCCUGGACAAAAUUGGGAACAUUGUCAUCAAAGAUGAUGUUGCCUCUGAGGUGUACCGAGCUGUGGCCUCAGCACAGAAUGCCAUGGCAGAGCUGGCCAGGGGCCGCCUCCACUCAGCUUUCCAGGCCAGUAAGGAGGCAGUCACCUCCUCGGAGCGUGCCUUCUUUGACCCAUCUCUCCUCCAUCUCCUCUACUUCCCUGAUGACCAGAAAUUUGCCAUCUACAUUCCUCUCUUCCUGCCCAUGGCUGUCCCUAUUCUCCUCUCUUUGGUCAAGAUUGUCCGGGAGACCAGGCAGCAAAAGAAGGAGCCCACCAAGAUGGACUGAGCCCAUGGCUGUGGUGCCCUGCCUUAGGGCUGGGGUUGUUCCCACCUUGUCGAGGGUGUUUUCACAGACUCAUGGCCCAAGGAAAUGCCCCAGAACUGUGUCAGGGGCCAGCUGCUCAGCUUUGGUCUGCCAGGGCCAAGUCGCAGUGGUGGGAAGAGAGGGGAGGGAGGUGCUCUCAGUCUGUGUCCUAAGCUGUGCACCCAGCACUGCUGAGAUCCAAGAGGAGAUGGCGGGAUGUCUCCCUGUGUGCCCCCCCUGUAUUUGGGCCUGCACUGUAUUUGGAACAAGCUGCUGUAUAAAUAAAGGAAAAACCCCAGUUGAGGGGGGGCUGG
Molecule: messenger RNA, 2354 nt
Organism: Calypte anna (Anna's hummingbird)
Lineage: Eukaryota; Metazoa; Chordata; Aves; Apodiformes; Trochilidae
Gene: PIGS
Product: phosphatidylinositol glycan anchor biosynthesis class S
Exons: 12
Coding region: 355-2022 (555 amino acids)
Biological process (GO): attachment of GPI anchor to protein
Cellular component (GO): GPI-anchor transamidase complex
Source: RefSeq, a predicted model, not a curated record